AUGGUCUUAGGCGCCUUUGCCUCGCCUGUUCAGCUAUCCACACGCGAAAUCUCCUCAAAUCUUUUACAGCAGUUUGAGCUAUUCUCGCAGUAUGCUGCAGUAGCUGCCUGUGACCAAAAUAUCAACUCCACGCAUAACAAACUGACAUGCGACAAAAACACGUGUGGACGUGUUGAAGCUGAUGACACCGAAACCAUCUAUGUCUUCAACAGCACAUCAGGCCCAGCAGGAUACAUCGCUUUGGAUCACACAAAGAAGCUGCUUGUCCUGACGUUCCGCACUUCUGUCUCUGUGAAGGACCUUGCCAUAGAUGAGAAGUCCGACCCAACCAAGAUUGAAGACAUCUGUCCUGGAUGCUUGACGCAUACCGGAUUCUGGGGCUACUGGCAAGAUGUUGCCGAUGACUUGAUUUCUCAAAUCGAGCAAGCCACCAAAGCAAACCCAGCCUACCACCUUGCAGUAGUCGGACACAGCAUGGGCGGUGCUCUUGCGACUCUUGCCGGAACCGUGCUUCGCAACAAAGGGUUCAAAUUGGACAUUUGGACCUUCGGAAGUCCCAAAGUCGGAAACUACCAGCUAGCCGAGUAUAUCACGAAGGCGAAGCCUAACAGCGUUUAUCGUGCCACUCAUUAUACCGAUAGUGCGCCAAAGGCCCCAGAAAACGUUCCUGGCUUGGAAUAUGUCCAGAGCUCUCCUGAAUACUGGAUUAACAAGCCCCUCAAGGAAGAGGUCACGGCUGAGGAUGUGAUUUUUCUUGAGGGAAUCAACAACCAGGAGGGAAAUGCCGGCCAUGGACUUAACGCGACUUCUGGUAUGCCCGAUGCCAACCAUGUAUGGUACUUUGGGCCAGUGCAGGUUUGCGAAUAUCCUGCUGAUUUCGCGUACGAUGCGCUUCCUUGA
Messenger RNA from Penicillium olsonii, 900 nucleotides. The record is from the annotation of a GenBank genome assembly. Lineage: Eukaryota; Fungi; Ascomycota; Eurotiomycetes; Eurotiales; Aspergillaceae.